UGCACCAUACGUGCUAUGCUCAUAGCGUUCGGAAUCUCAGUGGAAGCUCAUCUCCACCAGUACCCUCAGCGCGGUGAUGGUUUCUCCACCCCGCCGCACCAGCUCAACCAGCACCCACCCCAGCACGGUGGUGGGUUCUCAAACCCGCCGCAUCAACUCAUGCAGUAUCCGCUUCAAGAUGGUGGUGUUGUCCCCAACGCGCCGCUACUCACCACUCAACCACCAGCCCCAGUUACCAACGUGACGUUAAACGCCUCUCCACCAGCAGCGCAGCAGCCCGUCAUCGUCAACAACAUCGUCGGUGGUGGCAUGAUGGCGUGCUCCAAGUGCGGCUCCAACUUCGUCUCGGUCAAGAUGGAGUCCUCCUGCAAGACCCACUGCUGCUGCCUCAUUUGUUGCUUCACGCUCCCGUUUUGCUUCUUCCUGCCCUACUGCUGCGAUUGGUGCAAGAAGCCCGUGCAGAGAUGCAGCCGCUGCAAGGCCAAGCUUGGCUAAUGCAACCGCAGCUGCUGCACCCGAAGUGAGGAGCGUCGGAUAGUUAAGGAAAUUCGCAUGCGAG
Molecule: messenger RNA, 559 nt
Organism: Thrips palmi
Lineage: Eukaryota; Metazoa; Arthropoda; Insecta; Thysanoptera; Thripidae
Exons: 3
Coding region: 16-495 (159 amino acids)
Source: RefSeq, a predicted model, not a curated record